Molecule: messenger RNA, 1645 nt
Organism: Annulohypoxylon maeteangense
Lineage: Eukaryota; Fungi; Ascomycota; Sordariomycetes; Xylariales; Hypoxylaceae
Product: 2-dehydropantoate 2-reductase
Exons: 3
Coding region: 539-1645 (368 amino acids)
Biological process (GO): pantothenate biosynthetic process
Cellular component (GO): cytoplasm
Molecular function (GO): 2-dehydropantoate 2-reductase activity
Source: RefSeq, a predicted model, not a curated record
AUGGCGAACAUCGGCUUGCCAAGGCGAUUAGCGUAUCUCCUUUGAGACCUUUUGCUGACGAAGUUUCGAUCUUAGGAUAUAUCGUGGGGUUCCUAUUUCUUGUCAUCGUCUUUAGGUUCUCCAACCUUGUCGUCGAUGUUUUGUUCAGAUUCACUUUUGUCACUUACAGAUGUGUUGUAGUAAGGAAGUUACCUAGGAAGUUAACUCCAAUUAAUAUUGAUAAUACAUAAUAGAUACCUAAUAGAUACAACUUAAAGUUAGCGCAUGUAAGUAAUAGAUACAUCUACACAUGUUAAAUACAACCUCGGUAAUUCAAUUCGAUGAAGGUCCAAGCUCCUUAAUUGAAUUGCGUCAACUGUCUCAUCCUUCAUCCCAUCUUCAUCAUCUUCGCCGCUAUCACUUAAGACACAAAUACUACUAACAUAAAAACAAUAAUCGGAUCUCAUCCGCGAAAGGCAGAAACAUCUCUUAUCAACUUGUGUUUCCCUACCAGGAACUAAAAAAAGGCUGUCAGAAAGUGAGGCCGACAAUUGCUACAAUGGCUUCCUCUAACAAGCCUGAAAAGCCGAUUCACAUCCUGUUCGUUGGCGCCGGCGCCGUAGGCUGCUUCUACGCAUCCCGACUGCAUCAUGUAGGGACCGAACACCCACUCCUCUCGCUCAAACCGCGCUCCAAUUACAAAGCGAUCGCCGAUGCUGGAAACGUCCAGCUGCAGACCCAUUCGUUCGGAAACUAUGCCUUCGCCCCAUAUGCCGUGUUCCCCAACAUCGAUGCCGCCGUCCCGUCCGCGUCGUCAUCGAGCCCUACUGCUGCUGCUGCUGCUACCCCGCCGAGCGAGGGGUGGGAUUAUAUCAUCGUCACCACGAAGGCCCUUCCCGACCGAACCGAUGAUACUGCGACCAUAGCACCGCUCGUCAGCGCGAAGUCGUGUCUAGUGCUGAUCCAGAACGGCGUCGGCGUAGAAGAACCCUACCGCAAACGCUUCCCGCACAACCCGAUCGUAAGCGCCGUCACCGUCAUCAGCGCGGAGCAGAUCCGGCAUGGUGUCAUCCGGCAAAACAGAUGGACGCGGAUAAGUCUCGGUCCGUACGGUCACGGACUCAGCACCACCACCCCUAGCUCCGACGACCAGGUAACGCGUCUUAGCGACGAACGCAUGCGCUCCCUCGCGCAGUGGUGGACAGAACUCGGCGGCAUCCGCGACGUAGAAUCCCACACCGAGCUGGAGCUACAAACGAUCCGAUGGCACAAACUCUGCAUCAACGCCGCCUUCAACCCGACCGCCGUCCUCUCCGGGGGCCGGGGCAACGCAGACCAGCUAACCGACGCCGAACUGCGCAUCCACGUCCUCGGCAUCAUGAACGAGAUCCGGGACGCCGCCCCCUUGGUUCUGGGUGCCCCGUUCCCGGAUACCCUGGCGAGUCCGGAGAAGAUCGUGAAGAGCACGGAGAGGAAUACGGGGGGCAGACCGAGUAUGUUGCUGGACUGGGAGGCGGGCAGACCGAUGGAGAUUGAGGUGAUACUCGGGAAUCCGGUUAGGAUUGCGAGGGCGAGGGGCGUGGAGAUGCCAAGGUUGCAGAGCUUGUAUGCGUUGCUUGGGAGUAUGCAGAGGAUGAGGGAGGAGAGGGGGAAGGGGAAGUUGUGA